AUGUCAGCCGCCAUCGCCCUCCGCCGUGCAGGCCAUAGGGUAUCUAUCUACGAACGUGCUAGCUUUGUCAGUGAAGCUGGUGCCUCUCUCUCUUGUGCAGCAAAUGGUACGCGCUGGCUAAAGGAGUGGGAGGUCGAGUUGGAAAGAGGUGACGGCGUCGUCCUGCGCAAGCUUAUAAGCCGUGAUUGGACGACGGGCAAGGUACUAAGCUUGUACGAGCUAGACGACUAUGAAGACCGUUGGGGUUACGUGUAUUAUAUGUUUCAGCGGCAGCGUAUGCACGAUAUGCUGAAGCACUCGGCACUCGGGGAGGGCGCGGGAGAGCCCGCAAAGCUCUGGGUUGAUCACAAGUGCGAGAGGAUAGACAUGGAUACCGGGCUUAUCCAGUUUGAGAACGGACGGACAGUCAAGCAUGAUUUGAUCGUCGGCGCCGAUGGCAUCGGGUCCACCGUCCGCGGUAUUCUCGAUAUAUGGCCCAAAAGGCAGCCUGCCGAUUCCAGCUGCCUGCAUGCCAAUGUUUUGACUAAAGACGCUGUGGCUGCAGGUCUCGUGGACUUUUCCAAGGACCAGGCAUUGCAGUUCUGGGGAGGCCAGGGGGAGCUCUGGGAUAAGAUCGUCCUCUCCCCAUGCCAAGGCGGUAAACUCAUAUCGUACUAUUGCUUUUUCCCCAGAGACAAGGGCGACUAUAUACAGCAUAGUUGGGGUGGAGAGAAUCGACCAGUCGAGGAACUUCUGGCACCGUUCCCAACACUCGAUCCGCAAGUCCGAGCACAUCUGGCUCUAGGCAAGGAUAUCCAGCCAUGGCGUUUAUGGAAACAUGAGCCAUAUCCCUACAUCACAAAGGACAUAGUCUGCUUGGUCGGUGACGCCGCCCACCCGAUGAUGCCGCACCAAAGCCAAGCUGCAUGCAUGGCGAUCGAAGACGCAGCUGCUUUGGGAAUUCUUUUCAGCAAAAGGCAUUUCAACGGAGAUGUGGCCGAGUCCAUCGCGAUGUAUCAAGAUGUCCGUCUGCCAAGAGCGACAAAGGUCCAAGCAGCCGCCGCGAGAGCCUCGGAGAACAUCAAUGAGCGGAUUGGAUUUUCCAGUAAUGUCAAUGCCCCGGUCUACAAGGUGAAAGGCGAGCAGGAGAAGUUGACCAUCGAAGAAAUGAACGCGUAA
Fusarium graminearum PH-1 is the source of this 1158-nucleotide messenger RNA. RefSeq lists its product as uncharacterized. Gene Ontology annotation, molecular function: FAD binding; monooxygenase activity. Lineage: Eukaryota; Fungi; Ascomycota; Sordariomycetes; Hypocreales; Nectriaceae. The record is from RefSeq and is a predicted model, not a curated record. Bases 1 to 1158 code for a protein of 385 amino acids. The transcript has 5 exons.